Pogona vitticeps (central bearded dragon) is the source of this 4163-nucleotide messenger RNA. The record is from RefSeq and is a predicted model, not a curated record. Lineage: Eukaryota; Metazoa; Chordata; Lepidosauria; Squamata; Agamidae.
ACAGCUCCUGAUAUCUCCAGUGGCAGAAGAUCUGAUGAAGUGGGCUCUAUUCUUGAAUACAUGUGCUGUUAUAAAAUGGAUAGUCUUUAAAACAGAGCUGGCUCUACCGAUAGGACAACCGGACGAUGCAGGCAGGGGAACUCAAGCCCCUGAAGCAGUGCAUUCUAAGGGCCUUCGGAUAUCCUUCAGAAACGUGGGAAUUCAACACGAAGUCAAGGAGGAACCUCAAGAGGAAACGGUCCAACUCUGGGAAACUCAGUUGCAGAACUUUCUCAGCAGGGUGGAGGCUUCUCCUUCCCCACCACAAGACCCCCAGUUUCCACAGGAGAGCGCCCCAUGGAAUGACGCUCAGGCUUUUCUGGCGGCCUUUGAGCAAGUGGCCGAAGCCUGCCGUUGGCCCCGGGAAGAGUGGGCAGCCCGACUCCUGCCCGCCCUUACAGGAGAAGCUGAGCUGAUCUUCAGCAGCCUCGAGGCUGGAGACCGAGAGGAUUAUGGGAAAGUGAAGGCAGCCAUCUUGCAGGAAGACGCUUUGAUGAGGGAGAAGAGCCGCCAGCACUUCCGGAGCUUCUGCUACCAGGAGGCUGACGGUCCGAGAGGGGCUUACGGCCGGCUCCGGGAGUUUUGUUCUCGGUGGCUGAAGGUGGAGAAGAAGACGAAGGAGCAGAUCCUGGAAGAGCUGAUUCUGGAGCAGUUCCUGACCAUCCUGCCCUCGGAGAUCCAGACCUGGGUCAAGGAGCAUCCCUUGGAGAGUAGCACCCAAGCCGUGUCCCUGGCUGAGGAGUUCCUGCACAGUCAGUGCGUCCCCGGAGUAAAAGAAGAACAGACCACCGAGCCCCAAGGGGAAGGAUCUGUGAAUUUGCCAGAGGGGGAAGGAGCCUCACUGGAUGCUAAAGAGGGGCUGCAAUUGUGCAGAGAAUCCCGGGCAGAAGACCUCACUGAUUUCUCCGACGCUGACCUGUCAGGUGGCGAAGAAGUAUAUGAAGACGAGGAGAGGCGUCGAGAAGAAAGCUCUCGCCCGAGGGAGCUGCGAAGGAUCUCUUCCGAGAGAGCCAGUGGCAACGGCCCUCAGUUCUGUGACCAGGAGAAUGGGCGCAGAAAGGAGAGGCCCCCAGAAGUGGGUGGGCAGGCUUUGGCCGGUCGAAAAGCUUAUAAGGCAACCAGGAAAAAUAUCUGCUCUGUGUGUGGGAAGAGUUUCACUCGUCAGUGGGCCUUUAACCAGCAUAAAAGAAAACACCAGAUUUCACAUUCGCCUGAGCAGGAAGGCCAGGUGAAGACAAACCUUGAAAGUCGUCAGAUAAUGCAUGCUGGAGAACCUCCUUUAGCGUGUUCUCACUGCGGGGAAAGUUUCCCAUCAAGGACAUUGCUGGCGGCGCACCAGAGGAUCCAUGUGGGAGAGAAGUUGCCUCCUCCGGAAGUAACCGUUUAUAUAUGCUGCGAGUGUGGGGAGACCUUCAGCUGCCUACAGGAUCAUGACAUGCAUCAGAGAACCCACACAAGAAAAAGGCCCAGGGCAUCCGUAGAGCGUGAGGAGAAAAUAGAGCCGCGGUCAAGCCUGACAGCACCUCAGAACAUCCACGCUCAAGAACUGCCUUAUAAAUGUACCGACUGCGAGAGGCGUUUCGCGACGAUGUCCUCCUAUAAAAGACACCGUGUUAUCCACCGGAGAAGGAAGCCGAGGUCUUUAUUCCAUAAAGCUCCCGCCAAAAGGAAAGUCUGCCCCAUAUGUGGGAGAGCCUUCACAGACAAUUGGAAGCUUCAAAGACACCAGCAAGCCCACCAGUCAACGACUGAUGAAUCUGUUGAGCGUAAGGGAGGUUUUAAGUGGGACGUGGCUUUGAUAGAAAAUGGAGAUGCCCGCGAAAGAGAGACAGAAGGGCACCUGCUCCAGAGCAAACCUGGAGUACAGGGGGAAGGCUUCCCGUGUUCUCAGUGUGGGAAAAACUUCCACUGGCUCUCGUACCUCAUAAGACAUCAGCGCAUCCAUUCCAGAGAGAAAUGUGGCGAGCGUCUCAAGUCGAGUCUGUCUCUUGGAGAAGACAGAAGGAAGGUUCACAAGGGGAAGAAGCCGCCACCUCUUCUCCCAAAAUGCCCUGUCCCGGCAGGGAAAUCCUCUACAUGUCCCAAAUGCGGGAAAAGUUUUCCUAGCCCUGCGGCUCUGACGAUACAUCGGUGCGCCCACAAGAGAGAGAAGCCAUAUGCCUGCACGCUCUGCGCCAAGAGGUUCAUGUUGAAAAGUUCUUUGUGCCAUCACGAAAAGACGAGCCACCGGGAGAAGUUAGCUCCUCUCUUGCCUCAGACGCCACCCGAUAUGAAAGGACGGUCCUCUCCGUGUCCUGAUUGUGGGAAAAGAUUCAGCUCUUUUGCAAGCCUACGAAGACACAAGCGCAUGCACUCCGGAGAGAAAUACUACCGUUGCGUCGACUGUGGAGAGAGUUUUCUGUGGGAUUCAACGCUUUACACGCAUCGGAAGAGGUUCCAUCAGGGGGAAAAGACGAACCCCCUUUUGCAACAGAUUCCUAAGGUGAAGGAGGAAACCUACUCAUGUUCUAAAUGCGGGAAAAAAUUUAAGCGAGCGUCGAUCCUGAGGAGACAUCAGUGUACCCACGCUCAGAGUAAACCCUACAAAUGUGCCGACUGCGGAAGGCAAUUCUUGCACCAGUCUUCUUUUGAACGUCAUGGAAUGAGCCACCAGAGAAAGAUACCCAAGUCUCUCCUGAAAAGGACGUCCGAUCAGAAGCGAAACCCCUACGCGUGCGCCGAGUGCGGGAAACGCUUUUGCCAGCCGAGGUACUUAAAAAUGCACCAGCGCGUCCACGUGGCGGAGAAACCUUUUAAGUGUGAGGACUGUGGGGAGUCUUUCAUGUGGAAAGGGUCUUUAAACUGGCAUAGGAAGAAGACUCACGGUGGGGGCACAUCGCCCCCCCUUUCGCCAACGAUCUCUGGCACGCGGGAAGGAGCGCAUACCUGCCGCGAAUGUGGGAAAAGCUUUGCGAAGGAAUUGGGCCUCCUCAGACACCCUUGCCUCCGUCUUGCCGCGAAGCCCUACAAAAGCUCUGGUCGCGGGAAGAGUUUCCCGCGGCCUUCCUCUUUGGGGAAGCACAGAAAGGACCACGAAAACGCCAAAGCGAAGCCCUCAGGGAAAAACUCACUGGGCGCGAAGCGGAAAGUGUACAGCUGCUUGGAGUGUGGGAGAAGUUUUGGCAGUUCAAUGGAUCUGGUAAGCCACAGGUACACCCACGGUGGAGGGAAACUCCACAAAUGUACGGAGUGCGGGAAGAAUUUCUCUCAGCGUUCCUCUCUUGGCCGGCACAGAAGGAAGAUUCAUAAGGGGAAGAAAUUGGUCCCGCUUUUGCAAAGAAUCCCUGAUUUGCAAGGAAAACCCUACAGAUGUUCUGAGUACGAGAAAAGCCUCCGUGAGCCGCCAGACCUGUUAGGACACCAAGCCACCCCGGCAAGCGGAAAAGGCCAAAAUGGCCAAACUUGUUCCGAGUGUGGGAAAACCUUCAGUUCUUACUCGACCCUUCAAAGGCACCAGAGAAUUCACAGAGGAGUGGAACUGUACAAAUGCUGUGAGUGUGAUCAAAGCUUCUUUUGCCAAGACAGCCUUACGAAACAUAAGAGAACGCAUGGCGGAUUUCAGGACCCCACCUUACAGUUAUAUGAAAGCAAACCCGAUGUUACCGAGAGUAGGACUGCUCCGGCCCAGACGGACACGCUGUCCCACGAGGAGUCGGAAAAUGCUCCUCCUCCCGGCAAAACGGAGGCCAGUAAUUGUACAACUCAGGAUGGGAGUCAACCCUUCGAGCUCCCGAAUCACACUGAUGCAAGUUAAAGAAGAAGGGGGAAAAAAUCAUGCCGAUGCAUGCAUUUAAUACUGGAAGUAUUCGUUGGACUUCUGAAUUUGCCAACAGAUGUACAUAUUUUUCCAGAAAUGUUUUUAGAUAUAUAGCUAUAUAUAUGUGAGUUGGGCGGGGAGCGAGGAAAACAGGUUUUUUUAAAUUCAUAGAAGAUGAAAAAGGCUGUGUGAACCUCAAACCAAUUAAGGGGAUCUUAAGGAAAUGUUAAUUAAUUCACAAAUUAAUGUGAUGUCACACUAUACUUGCCAAGAUUGGAUGUCCACCUCGGCUCCUUCACAUCAUCAGGUCCUUCCGUGAGGGAAUGAA